UGGAGAGCGCCCCGCGACUGUUCUCACCUGGUCUAUUUCAGUCGUGGUGUUUCGGCUUCCACCUACUUCCCUCUCAUGAAGGAGCUUAAUUCGGUCGCUUCUGAGCUGUCUGCGCGGCAGGAGGAGAGCGAACAUUCUCAUAAACAUUUAAUUGAACUCCGCCGGGAAUUUAAGAAAAAUGUACCUGAGGAAAUCAGAGAGAUGGUGGCUCCUGUAUUAAAAAGCUUCCAGGCUGAGGUGGUGGCCCUGAGCAAGAGAAGCCAAGAGGCAGAGGCGGCUUUCCUGAGCGUGUACAAGCAGUUAAUUGAAGCCCCAGACCACGUGCCUGUGUGUGAGGCGGCUCGCAGCCUGGACGACAGACUGCAGGCCCCAGGCUUUGAUCCCAGUGGGCAGCCCCGGCGAGACCCGCACACUUCCUGGAAGAGACACCCUGAGCUCCUCUGCCCCAAAGAGCAGCGAGAGGGGACCCCAGCCGGGCCCACACUGACUGAGGGCAGCCGCCUCCCCGGCCUGCCUGGCAAAGCCCUCCUGACAGAAACCUUGCUGCAGAGAAAUGAGACGGAGAAACAAAAGGGCCUUCAAGAAGUUCAGAUCACUCUGGCGGCCAGACUGGGGGAGGCCGAGGAGAAGAUCAAGGUUCUGCAUUCAGCAUUAAAGGCCACGCAGACAGAGCUGCUGGAGCUGCGGCGGAAGUACGACGAGGAGGCCGCUUCCAAGGCAGACGAAGUGGGCCUGAUCAUGACCAACCUGGAGAAAGCCAAUCAGCGAGCUGAGACUGCACAGCGGGAGGUGGAGAGUCUUCGGGAACAACUGGCCUCAGUCAACAGCUCCAUCCGCCUGGCCUGCUGCUCCCCCCAGGGACCCAGCGGGGACAAGGUGAACUUUGGGCUGUGCUCAGGCCCCCGGCUAGAGGCCGCUCUGGCCUCCAAGGACAGGGAGAUCCUGCGGCUGCUGAAGGACAUGCAGCACCUCCAGAACUCUCUGCAGGAGCUGGAGGAGAGCUCCGCCAACCAGAUCGCAGACCUGGAGCAGCAGCUCACAGCCAAGUCCGAAGCCAUAGAGAAGCUGGAGGAAAAGCUCCAGGCCCAGUCUGACUAUGAAGAAAUUAAAACUGAGCUGAGCAUCCUGAAAGCAAUGAAGCUGGCCUCCAGCCACUGCAGCCUCCCGCAGGGCCUGGCCAAGCCAGAGGACUCCCUGCUCAUGGCCAAGGAGGCCUUCUUCCCCGCCCAGAAGUUCCUGCUGGAGAAGCCCGCCCUCCUGACCAGCCCUGAGGAGGACCCUUCGGAGGACGAUUCCAUCAAGGACUCACUAGGCACGGAACAGCCCUAUCCCUCCCCUCAGCAGAUCCCGCCGCCACUGGGGCCAGAAGAUCCUCUGUCCCCCAGCCCCGGGCAGCCCCUGCUGGGCCCCAGCCUGGGCCCCGAAGGACCGCGAACUUUCUCCCUGUCGCCUUUCCCCAGCCUGGGGGCCGGGGAACGCCUGGUGGGAGACACGCUGCUCCCCAAGCACCUGGUGCCCCAGGCCACCUUCAAGGGAGAGGCGGGUGGCCUGCUGCUGUUCCCCCCGGCCUUCUACAGCACCAAACCCCCCGCUGCCCCCACCACGCCUGGCCCGGGCCCCGAUCCACCAGGGGCCCCCGAGUCAGCCGAGGGCGGCGGAGGCCCGGCAGUGGCCUCAGCGGGGACGGAGGAGGAGCAGCUGGACACGGCCGAGAUCGCCUUCCAGGUGAAGGAGCAGCUGCUCAAGCACAACAUUGGGCAGCGGGUGUUCGGCCACUACGUGCUGGGGCUGUCCCAGGGCUCGGUCAGCGAGAUCCUGGCCCGGCCCAAGCCCUGGCGCAAGCUGACCGUGAAGGGCAAGGAGCCCUUCGUCAAGAUGAAGCAGUUCCUGUCGGACGAGCAGAACGUGCUGGCCCUGCGGACCAUCCAGGUGCGGCAGCGAGGCAGCAUCACACCGAGAAUCCGCACACCUGAGACAGGCUCUGAUGACGCCAUCAAGAGCAUCCUGGAGCAGGCUAAGAAAGAGAUCGAGUCGCAGAAGGGGGGUGAGCCCAAAAACGCGGUGGUCCCAUUGAGCAUUGCCAAUGGCACAACUUCUGCCAGCACCUCAGAAGAUGCCAUCAAGAAUAUUCUGGAACAAGCUCGCCGCGAGAUGCAAGCACAGCAGCAGGCCCUGCUAGAGAUCGAGACUGGUCCUCGGGGCCACUUGGUGCCCACCUCAUCCCCAGAGCGGCCCUCGCUGACUGCCUUGAGCCAGAAUGGAGCUCCAGCCUACGUCAAGCAGGAGGAGGCUGGCGGUGGCAGUGGCGGGGGCAGCAGCAGUGGGACAAGCAGCAGCGCCACACAGACAUCCCUCACGGUCCUGUCCCCUGCCGCCUUCGUGCAGAGCAUCAUCCGGAAGGUCAAGUCUGAGAUCGGAGAUGCUGGCUACUUCGACCACCACUGGGCCUCAGACCGCGGCCUGCUCAGCCGCCCCUAUGCCUCUGUCUCGCCCUCCCUCUCCUCCUCCUCCUCCAGCUACUCUGGCCAGCCCAACGGACGGGCCUGGCCCCGAGGGGAAGAGGCGCCCACAGCCCCUGAGGACGAAGCGGCUGGGGGCGAGGACGAGCUCCCCAGGGUGGGCGAGCUGAAGGCUGAGGGGGGUGUCCCCGAGGUGGGAAGUGGCGGGCGACUGGCCUACUACCCGACAUAUGUCCCCCGCACCCUGAAGCCCACCGUGCCGCCUCUGACCCCCGAGCAGUAUGAGCUCUACAUGUACCGAGAGGUGGACACGCUGGAGCUGACGCGCCAGGUCAAGGAGAAGCUUGCCAAGAAUGGAAUCUGCCAAAGGAUCUUCGGGGAGAAGGUGCUGGGCCUGUCGCAGGGCAGCGUGAGCGACAUGCUGUCCCGCCCGAAGCCGUGGAGCAAGCUGACGCAGAAGGGGCGAGAGCCCUUCAUCCGCAUGCAGUUGUGGCUCUCUGACCAACUAGGCCAGGCUGCAGCCCCAGCCAACGCGGCCCAGGCCAGUCCCACUGAGCCAAGGUCCUCACCAUCCCCGCCCCCUAGCCCCAUGGAGCCCGAGAAGAACUCCCAGGAGCCCCUGAGCCUGUCCCUGGAGAGCAGCAAGGAGAACCAGCAGCCGGAGGGCCGCUCUAGCUCCUCACUGGCUGGGAAGACGUCCUUGGGCAGCACUGGCGGCAUCCAGGAGAUUGUGGCCAUGUCCCCCGAACUGGACACGUACUCCAUCACAAAGCGGGUUAAGGAGGUCCUCACGGACAACAACCUAGGGCAGCGGCUUUUUGGAGAGAGUAUCCUGGGCCUGACCCAGGGCUCUGUGUCUGACCUGCUGUCCCGGCCCAAACCCUGGCAUAAGCUGAGCCUGAAGGGCCGGGAGCCCUUCGUCCGCAUGCAGCUGUGGCUUAAUGACCCGAACAACGUGGACAAGUUGCGGGACAUGAAGAAGCUGGAGAAGAAGGCCUACCUGAAGCGCAGGUACGGGCUCAUCAGCGCGGGCUCCGACAGUGAGUCCCCAGCCACACGCUCCGAGUGCCCCAGCCCCUGCCUGCAGCCCCAGGACCUGAGCCUCCUGCAGAUCAAGAAGCCGCGUGUGGUGCUGGCGCCUGAGGAGAAGGAGGCGCUGCGGAAGGCCUACCAGCUGGAGCCCUACCCCUCUCAGCAGACAAUCGAGCUUCUCUCCUUCCAGCUCAACCUCAAGACCAACACCGUCAUCAACUGGUUCCACAACUACAGGUCCCGAAUGCGCAGGGAGAUGUUGGUGGAGGGGACCCAGGACGAGCCAGACCUCGACCCAAGCGGGGGCUCCGGUGUUCCGCCGCCAGGCCACUCCCACGCAGACCCGACCCCAGAGACCCCUCCCUCCGAAGCUGAGGACCAGAAGCCAACGGUGAAGGAGCUGGAGCUUCGGGAAAGCUCCGAGGGAAACGCCACGCCCCUGACCGCCCAGGACAAGGCCCAAGUGCGGAUCAAGCAGGAGCAGACAGAGGAGGACGCGGAGGAAGGGGACGGCAGCCAGUCCCAGGACUUAGGGGAGCCCGACAAGGGCCAGGAGCCCCCUAAAGAGGAGCAUCCCGGCCCUCCAGACAGCAUUGAACUCCUAAAGGCGGCCCCGGGGCCCCUCCUCCCGGGCGGGGCUAGCACAGACUGCCCCUCCGCGCCUGCUCCUCUGGAGAACCCUGGCCCGGAGCAGCUGCACCCAGACCCGCUCAGCUUUAAGUCGGCCUCGGAGUCCUCACGCUGCAGCCUGGAGGUGUCCCUGAACUCGCCCUCGGCCGCCUCCUCCCCGGGCCUCAUGAUGUCCGUGUCGCCCGUCCCCUCCUCCUCAGCGCCCAUCUCUCCCUCCCCAACCGGAGCCCCCCCUGCCAAAGUGCCGAGUGCCAGCCCCAAUGCCGACACAGCCGGGGCCUUGCACCCCAGCGCCAAGGUGAACCCCAACUUGCAGCGGCGGCACGAGAAGAUGGCCAACCUGAACAGCAUCAUCUACCGGCUAGAGAGGGCCGCCAAUCGGGAGGAAGCCCUAGAGUGGGAGUUCUGAAGGGCGGGGUGGGGGUGGAGGACAGACCCUCGCGACCACCCUCCGUUUCUCGCUCACCCUCUCAGAGAGGAUGGGGCCAAGCUCAAACAUCGCAAUGCGGACAGCGAAGUUAUUCCGUUUACGUGCUUUGGUUGUCACCCACGUUUGACAAGGUUGCGAGGGAGUGGGUGGGGCAGAUGCCACUGCCUCCUCUUUUUUGGCACCGCCCCCUCCCCCGCCCCCAGGUGCACCUGGGACCCAGCCCCUCCUCCCCACCCUGGCCUGUCUCGGGGGAACAGAGGCACAUUGGCGGCCCAUUUUCACCUGAAAGCUCCAAACUCUUUUAGAAAAAAAAAAUAUUUAUAGACCUCUUUUAGCUAUUUUAAUAAAGGAUCCUUUGGAAUUUAUUCCCAGCCGAUGCUGUUUUGAUAUUGCAGAGAGUUAUAAAAUCAGGAUGCUGUCACAACUGUUGCGAAGUAUACACUGAAGUUGUGUUGUUUUUGCCACUAGAUGAGAUUAAAAGAAGACAAUUAUUCAAAGCCAUCACGGGACACUCUUAAGACUGACCAAAAUUUAGAUAACCUUUCAACCUUUGAACCAUGGAUUCCCCUCCCCGACCUCACACCUUGUCUGUGAGACACAGUGCAUUGCUACUGCCCUUCCGGAAGCCGUGUGGAAAAGAAAAAAGUCCGAAAGACUCUAAACAAAGACCUCGAUCCCGUAGGGGGUGUGCUUCAUUGGGGGGUCUGCUUUGCUACCUUGGUAACACAGCAUGCCUGUGCCCCUGUCACUGCUGUAGACUUGUGGACUGUGGCUCGGCCACGAAACAGACGUGGCAUGGUCCAGAACAAACUGUGUACACUCCCUCCAGUUAGACCCACCCCCACGGGAAUCGGGCCACGGGCGUGCCAGAGCAAACCUGUGGCUGCCCCCUUCCCGUCUUGUGCUAUAGGAAAGUGACAACGCUUGACAUCGCACUGGACAACCUGGGCCACCAGGGCCAAGCGGGUGAACUGCCUAGAUGAGAGACCCCUGACUCCCUUUCUUUCUCACGGUCGCAUCUCACAAGCUGGCCUGGCUGCUGCUGCUGCUGCUGUUGCUGCUCUGGACAUGACCAGGACUCAGAGUCCAUGUGGAACCAAGUGAAGGCCAAGUUCAUCACAGCACACCCACCAGCCCCCCCC
Echinops telfairi (small Madagascar hedgehog) is the source of this 5693-nucleotide messenger RNA. It is a transcript of the gene CUX2, whose product is annotated as cut like homeobox 2. Gene Ontology annotation, biological process: regulation of DNA-templated transcription. The record is from RefSeq and is a predicted model, not a curated record. Lineage: Eukaryota; Metazoa; Chordata; Mammalia; Afrosoricida; Tenrecidae. Bases 76 to 4530 code for a protein of 1484 amino acids. Gene Ontology annotation, molecular function: DNA binding; DNA-binding transcription factor activity, RNA polymerase II-specific. The transcript has 22 exons.